CGUUUGAAUGAAUCAGAAACUUUAUGAAGCGCGGCAGCAGUUUUCUUUCCAUAAAAUCGUGCAAAACAAAAAGCCGAGUUGAUAACAAUGUCAUUUGCACUUUCUUUUAAACAUUUUGCGGACUAAAACGAUUCGCAGUCGAGAAUUACUUUUCAUUUGCUCAUUCAGUUUUGGAAUUAGAAAAUGUGUUCGCUCAUCAAAAACGUAGUUUUAAUAAUUGCUGUAACACUACUCGCAGUUUAUCAAGUUUCAGCCAUCAAAUGUUUCAAAUGUUCUAACGAAAAUGAGUGCGAAAAACCCGAUUUUGUCGAAUGUAAUGCGAAGGAAGUAAAGGAAACGUCGAUGGCCUUUUCCUUCCUACCUAAAUCUCAAUCUCAAGUCGAAUCGACAGCGUUUAAUUGUGCCGCAUACCAUGCUACUUUGAGUAAUUCUUCCAGUAUAAGUUUGUCAGGAUGUUUUUAUAAUACAUACAAUCCGUGCGAAGACAUCCAUACGAUACCAGCACAAAAAUGGACAUGCAAAUACUGCGAUACAAGGGAUGGAUGCAAUCCGGCAUCGAAAAAUCUGGAAAACGUUUUGCUCAUUGGAAUAUUUUCAAUUUUCGUAAUUUAUCUGCAGAAAUUGUAUUGAAUAUUAAAUUCAAAUUUUUUUUAGAAAUUAUUUACGAAUACGAUGGUGAAUGGCGGUGACAAACAGUGGAUGUCUACACUGCCUACACACCGUUGUGAUUUCAUGUAUUCACAAUUUUUUUUUGUAAAAUUUCCUAAAUAGAGCACAUUGUAACCAUCCAUCAUGUUUUGCAUAAAAAUAAAUAAAAUUUACAAGAAAAAAGACA
Messenger RNA from Bradysia coprophila, 835 nucleotides. RefSeq lists its product as uncharacterized. The record is from RefSeq and is a predicted model, not a curated record. NCBI's taxonomy places the organism in Eukaryota, Metazoa, Arthropoda, Insecta, Diptera, Sciaridae.